Molecule: messenger RNA, 1791 nt
Organism: Haliotis rubra (blacklip abalone)
Lineage: Eukaryota; Metazoa; Mollusca; Gastropoda; Lepetellida; Haliotidae
Product: extensin-like
Exons: 2
Coding region: 1-1791 (596 amino acids)
Source: RefSeq, a predicted model, not a curated record
AUGGACUCCCCGGAGUGUGUUGGGUUGUGUUGGGUGUAUCUACAUCUGUCCCACCAUUCUGUCUUUCUCACUGCUUGGGCUGUCAUCUGUCCCACCUCCAUCUUCUGUCCACCUACAUCUGUCCCACCCCAUCUGUCCACCUGCAUCUGUCCAUCCUUUCAUCUGAUCCACUCCUCCAUCUGCUCCCAACUGCAUCUGUCCCACCUCCUCAUCUGCCCCACCUACAUCUGUCCCAACACAUCUGCGGGUCCCACCUCCAUCUGCUCCACCUGGUCCAUCUCCCACCUUCAUCUUUCUCUCUGUCCCCAACCUCCAUCUGCCCUGCCUCACCUCUCGUCUCUUCUCCAUCUGCCCCACCUCCAUCUGUCCCAUCUCCAUCUGCCCCACCACCUACAUCUGCCCCACCUCCAUCUGCCCACCAAGCAUCUGUCCUGCACAUCCAUCUGUCCACCUGCAUCUGCCCCAUCUCCAUCUGCCCCCACCUCCCUUCUGUCCCCACCUUACAUCCGCCCCACCACAUCUGUCCCAUUACAUCUGCCAUCCAUCUCCAUCUGCCCCCACCUCUCUGUCCCACUGUCUGUCCCACCUCCAUGUCCAUCUCCAUCUGUCCCACCUCCAUCUGCCCCACACUACAUCCUGUCCUGUCUACAUCUGUCCCAUCUCCAUCUGUUCCCCCUCUCCAUCUGCCCCAUCUACAUCUGUCCCACCUACAUCUGCCCCACCUACAUCUGUCCCACCCCUCUGCCCCACCUCCAUCUGUCCCACCUACAUCUGCCCCACCUACCAUCUGUCCCACCUACAUCUGUCCUGCACCUCCAUCUGCCCCCUCCAUCCACAUCUGUCCCACCUCCAUCUGUCCACCUACAUCUGCCCCAUCUACCAUCUGUCCCACCUACACCUGUCCCCACCUACAUCUGCCCCACCAACAUCCAUCUGCCCCACCUACAUCUGUCCCACCUACAUCUGCCCCACCUACAUCUGCCCCUCCCUUCCUACAUCUGCCCCCCACCUACAUCUGUCCCACCUACAUCUGCCCGUGUCCUCCACCUACAUCUGUCCCACCACCAUCUGUCCCACCUCCAUCUGCCCCCUCCUACAUCUGCCCCCACCUACAUCUGCCCCCACCUACAUCUGCCCCACCUACAUCUGCCCCCACCUCCAUCUGCCCCCACCUACAUCUGCCCCACCUACAUCUGCCCCACCUACAUCUGUCCCACCUCCACCUACAUCUGUCCCACCUCCAUCUGCCCCACCUCCAUCUGUCCCACCUCCAUCUGCCCCACCUACAUCUGCCCCACCUACAUCUGCCCCACCUCCAUCUGCCCCCACCAACAUCUGCCCCACCUACAUCUGCCCCCACUUCUCACCUACAUCUGUCCCACCUUCAUCUGCCCCACCACUCCAUCUGUCCCACCUCCCAUCUGCCUUCACCUACAUCUGCCCCACCUCCAUCUCCCCCUACAUUGCCCCACCUCCACCUGGAUUUGCCCCACCUCCAUUCUGUCCCACCUCCAUCUGCCCCCACCUACAUCUGUCCCAUCUGUCCCACCUACAUCUGCCCCCACUUCCACCUACAUCAAUCUGCCCCAGCCCCACCUACAUCUUGUCAUCAACACCAAUUCCAUAGGUUAUCUGUGUAAUUCCCCAUUCACCCUCUCCAUCUGCCCCCACCUUACCAAUCUACAUCUGGGUUCUUCACAGUCCGGACGCUGUACCUACAUCUGCCCCACCUACAUCUGUACCCACCUACAUCUGAUUCCACCCACAAUACAAAGCAUGGAUGACAAGUGA